Messenger RNA from Papaver somniferum (opium poppy), 847 nucleotides. Its product is annotated as protein SHOOT GRAVITROPISM 5-like. The coding region runs from base 87 to 695 and encodes 202 amino acids. The transcript has a single exon. NCBI's taxonomy places the organism in Eukaryota, Viridiplantae, Streptophyta, Magnoliopsida, Ranunculales, Papaveraceae. Gene Ontology annotation, biological process: gravitropism. The record is from RefSeq and is a predicted model, not a curated record. Gene Ontology annotation, cellular component: nucleus.
UUUGGUGUAUAGUGUCAUGAAACUGCAUGUUCAAACCCUACAUCUAAAAUCACUUAUAGUCCAAUAAAGUUCCUCUCUAAUAUCCCAUGGAGGAAGAACAUCAUCAUUAUAAGGGGAAAGAGCUUCAACUCCUACCAACUCCAAGACCAGCAAUGUCUUCUUCAACUACAACUUCAAGGUGUGUUACUACUACUGCAACAUUAUGGAGAUCAGCAUCAUCGUCGUCUUCGGUACUCGACCAUCAUUUUAAUGCCCCUCCUUCAACAGUAUCAUCAUUAUCAUCUUCUCUUGACCUUCAAUUGUCCAUUAGCCUUCAUCCGAAUCGACCACCACCACAGUCGGAGUUUAUGAGUCCCACCUUCCUACACUACCCAGGUGAUCACACAAAGAAGACAACCGCUACUAAUAAUCAACACCUGGGCUUCAGUAGUACUAUUGAUGCUUUAAAGUGGCAAACUGCGGAGCAAAUUCGAUUGGCCAAGCUAGAGAUGGCUUAUGCAGAACGCGUUAGGGAGCUGACCAGAAGGGAGAUGGAAGUAGCACAGUCUGAAUUUGCAAGAGCUAGGCACAUAUGGCAGAUAGCAAGAGAAGAUGUAGAAAAGGCAGAGAGACUAAAGGAAAGGGCAACUAGAAGGGUUGACUCUACCUGCAUGGAGAUCACUUGUCAAUCUUGUCGUCGACGAUUUCUACGAUAGUAAUUCACCUGUCGUUUUAGUAUCCAAAUUAUUGCUGAGAUCCAUGUAUUACACGACCGAGUAGUCCUGGUUAGAUUAGUUUCUGUUCAGAUUUUCUGUUCCUGCCAAUAUCCUCAAAUUGAACUAGUUGGUGUUUAUUGUUUUACAUAAAA